AUGAAUGAGGAACUCGAGAAACAGCAUGAGCAUAUGAUCCAUGUUGCUGACAUGAUAUUUCAUCUUUGUGAGCUUUAUAGAGAAGGCACACACAACAUGCAUUAUAGCGCUGUGAGUGAGCUUUUGAGAACCAAGAUGGUCAAGAGAGUACCAAUUCACCAACAUGAACUGAAGAUGAUUGGACUCAUUGAGCAGCUGGAAAGUCUUGACAGUUCAUUGGACUAUAAUUUGGCCACUCACAUCUUCCUUGCGUCCUUUUUUGAUUCAUUCUCCCAGUUUGUUAUGAACUAUAAUGUGGGGAAGAUGGAGCACACUCUUUCAGAGCUUUUGAAUAUGUGUGUGACUGCUGAAAAGACCUUCAAGAAGAAAGAAGGGAAUGGGACAGUAGCUGUAUUUGAGAAGGGAUCAACUUCUUCUACUAAGCCUAAUUAG
This is a messenger RNA of Prunus avium (sweet cherry), 432 nucleotides long. Lineage: Eukaryota; Viridiplantae; Streptophyta; Magnoliopsida; Rosales; Rosaceae. The record is from RefSeq and is a predicted model, not a curated record.